Culex quinquefasciatus (southern house mosquito) is the source of this 567-nucleotide messenger RNA. Its product is annotated as secreted RxLR effector protein 161-like. NCBI's taxonomy places the organism in Eukaryota, Metazoa, Arthropoda, Insecta, Diptera, Culicidae. The transcript has a single exon. Bases 1 to 567 code for a protein of 188 amino acids. The record is from RefSeq and is a predicted model, not a curated record.
AUGGAGUGCAAACCGACGUCGACGCCGAUGGAGAAUCGUUUGCGACUGGAGAAGGGAGUUGAAGCGCAGCGUACCACCAAACCGUACAGAGAACUCAUUGGCUGUUUGAUGUACGCGGCACUCACCACGAGGCCGGACCUGUCUGCUGCAGUAAACUACUUUAGCCAGUUCCAGGCAUGCCCGAAUGAUGAGCAUUGGAUCCACCUUAAACGGGUGCUCAGGUAUGUCAAAGGAACGCUGGAUGUCGGGCUUGUCUAUCGGAUCGAGAAGGAGGCGCCGUUGCUGGAAGUCUUCUGUGACGCUGACUGGGCGAACGACCUGGUCGAUCGACGAUCGGUGACAGGGUGCAUCUUCAAACUGUACGGUUGCACGGUGAACUGGAUUACCCGGAAACAACCAACCGUUUCGUUGUCCUCGACGGAAGCUGAACUUGCAGCGCUGUGUACCGCCGCGUGCCAUACUCUCUGGAUGGUGCGGGUGCUCCGCGACUUGGGAUUGAAGCCGGACGGGCCGAUUUCUGCACGAGGACAAUCAAUCAACAAUUCGGAUUGCCGAGGAUGCGCGUGA